UCUCUUCCUGUGACGUCUGGCCCACCGCAUCCGGAUCUGACUUCACAAGAUGCUGACAUACUUGCAGUUAAACCGUUUUCCUGUCAAAUUUUCAGUUCACACUUGCACGCACACGCAUGAUCUUUGUACCUGCACGAUAAAUAAUUACAGACCAUGGUAGGCUACUGUCCAAUUUGUGGAAAGCCUGUCUACUUUGGGGAGAAGAAGAGGUCCUUAGGGAGGGACUACCAUCCUCUAUGCCUGAAGUGCCAGAGGUGCAACAGACAGCUGACAGCUGGCCAGCAUGCUGAGUACGAUGAUAAGCCGUACUGCACACACUGCUACAUGAAGAUGUUUGGCCCGAGAUGUACACUUUCAGGUCACACUAAGAACACACAUGCACAUAGUCGCGCACACAUGAUUUCUGACUCUUUCUCCCAUGUUUGGAUCGUUCCUCACAGGCAACAGGUGAAGGAUGUCUCCACAGGACAGGCGCGUGGCCUUCAUCGCCCAAACCAGACGGAAGCACAACUAGUAAAUACUGACAUCUAAGACGAGGCAGCUGAAAAGCCACAAAAUGUAGAGGCUUUAAUGAUAAACAAUGACGAGCGUACAUCUAACUGUUGUUCUCGUUAGGAAUUGAAUAUCUAUGAAUAAGGGGUGUUUACUUGAGUUUUAUCAUACUGAUUGUAAAUUUGAACAGGUUAUUUUGCCUUACAUUUUCAGAACUUUAUGACUGUAUUUUCUAGGUUUUUUUUUUUGCUGUAUCUGCAAUGAUAUUUUUGGUUUUGCAAUCACAAAGCAAUAAUACUAUUCAAAGUAUUCAUACAUCCACAAACCUUAAUGUGUUUUAUUUAGGUUUAAUGAGAGAUACCAACACAAAGUAGUACAUAGUGGUAAAAGGUCAAUAUAAAUUACACAUUGUUUUUGAACUCUCUAAAAUAAAAAUGUGGAUAUAAAGUCCUAUAUGCAA
Molecule: messenger RNA, 952 nt
Organism: Xiphophorus couchianus (Monterrey platyfish)
Lineage: Eukaryota; Metazoa; Chordata; Actinopteri; Cyprinodontiformes; Poeciliidae
Product: cysteine-rich protein 1
Exons: 3
Coding region: 154-531 (125 amino acids)
Biological process (GO): regulation of gene expression; intrinsic apoptotic signaling pathway in response to DNA damage
Molecular function (GO): zinc ion binding
Source: RefSeq, a predicted model, not a curated record